Molecule: messenger RNA, 1955 nt
Organism: Eufriesea mexicana
Lineage: Eukaryota; Metazoa; Arthropoda; Insecta; Hymenoptera; Apidae
Product: Na[+]-dependent inorganic phosphate cotransporter
Exons: 9
Biological process (GO): monoatomic anion transport; transmembrane transport
Cellular component (GO): membrane
Molecular function (GO): transmembrane transporter activity
Source: RefSeq, a predicted model, not a curated record
AGCACGUUGUUUUAAAGAAACGCAUGAAACGCGACGUAAUUUUCGUUAUCACGACUAUUUCUGUACGGGCGGAGGUUCGCAGGGAGAUUCCUUAGGGUGUUCGAAACAUCGGAGACGACAUCUUUCAAAGUGCAAUGUUCCUCUGAGCAACAAUUUGUGGCUACAGGCUUUUCGCCAAAUCGAUAAAGUUAGAGGUGUCCUGGCGAGCAACCGGUGAAUCUUCGCGCUUCCAGCAUCCGAUUCGAGGUCUUCUAUCGAUCCGAUCGAUCCACGUAGGAGACACACGCAGGGACAUCGAGGAUACUCGAUAGAUCCUUUCCUAGGACGCUCAUUGACUCGGAGAACCUUGCAUGAUUGGUCCCUGGGCUGGACUGCUAAUCAAUACUUUGAUCACGGGAAAGAGGACCAAGAUGACUGGGAAAAAAGCAGUGCUAUCAUGCCGGGACGUGCUUUGGUACGUCGCCUUCUGCGGUUUCGCCAUCAACUAUAUGCUGAGGAUGAACUUGAAUCUGACCAUAGUAGCUAUGGUAGUGCCACAUCCAAUGGUGGUUACAACUGCAGAAUGCAACGAUAAUGCACGGUCUUACAACGGCACACAUAAAAUUGGAUUCACUACGUCAAGUUCAAACCGUGUUAAGUACACCGACCGAUUUGCUUGGUCCGAGUACCAGCAAGGCUUAGUUCUAGGAGCUUACUACUGGCUACAUUGGACAACGCAACUUCCUGGUGGGCUUUUAGCAAGACGUUACGGGACGAAACUAGUUUACGGCUUAGGAAACAUCAUAACAGCGAUGCUUGGCUUCCUCAUUCCGUUUAUGACACGUUAUCAUAUUUACGGUCUUAUAUUCCUAAGAGUUCUCCAGGGGAUGGCGUCCGGCGUUGUGUGGCCUUCCAUGCACAAUAUGACUGCAAAAUGGAUUCCUUUGAAUGAGAGGAGCAGAUUUAUCAGUGCAUAUUUGGGUAGUUCUGUGGGUACAGCUAUAACUUAUCCACUUUGUGCAGCAAUUAGUGACACACUCGGUUGGGGUGCAGCCUUUUAUGUAACUUCGUCACUCGGUGUCAUUUGGUUUUGCUUCUGGCUGUUUCUCAUAUACGACUCACCUCAGGAUCAUCCUCGAAUAUCCGACGAAGAGAAAAAUUAUAUUCUACAGAACCUCGCUAGUACAGUCGAUGAUGAACAGAUUGAUAUACCUUGGAGAUCCAUAUUGACAUCUGGUCAAGUUUGGAUGACGAUUAUGUCGCAUUGGGGUGGAGGUUGGGGUUUUCUCACCCUGAUCACUCAAGCACCGACUUAUUUCAACUUCAUUCACGGAUGGAAUAUCAAAGCAACUGGGAUGAUUUCCGGAGUCCCACACUUAAUAAGAAUGAUCUUCUCGUACUACUACUCGAUGUUAAGUGACUGGCUGGUACGUACCAAGAAAAUGAGCUUAACCAACGUUAGAAAAUUGGCCACAUUCAUGGCCACCAGUGUACAAGGGGCCUUCAUAUUGCUCCUGGGCUACAGCGGAUGUCAUCCAACGCUCGCGAUAAUUUUCAUGAUGGCCGGGACAAUCACGAAUGGUGCGAUUUCCGCCGGCACAUUAGCGAGUUUCAUUGAUCUCAGCCCAAAUUACGCUAGUCUUCUCCUUGGACUUUGCGGAAUGGUGGUAAUUGGCUGUGGAUUCAUUUCACCGCUCGUAGUUGGCAUUUUGACGGAAAAUAACCAAACUAUAUCGCAAUGGCGAUUAGUUUUCAUUAUAGCUGCUGUUAACUCUAUAGUUGGGAGCAUCAUGUUUCUGGCUUUUGGAACAUCCGAGGAGCAACCGUGGAAUACAUAUGGUAAGUUAAAGAAAGAGAACGAUCAAGAGAUGCAGAGACUAACAGCGACGCCAUUUGUAAAAUGCGAGGGAAACAAGAAAGUGGAUGGAAUGAAUAAAAAUAGAAUGGUUAUGAACGAAUAAGAGAAAUUCGCAUAA